Molecule: messenger RNA, 948 nt
Organism: Laccaria bicolor S238N-H82
Lineage: Eukaryota; Fungi; Basidiomycota; Agaricomycetes; Agaricales; Hydnangiaceae
Exons: 3
Coding region: 1-948 (315 amino acids)
Cellular component (GO): nucleus
Source: RefSeq, a predicted model, not a curated record
AUGUCAAAAAAACGACCCACCUCCCUCUCCCGCUCCUCCUCCUCCUCCUCCUCAACCCCCUCCCUCAUCAACGUCUCCUUCGAUUUCUUCAACCCAAACCCUAAAAUAGACUAUCACGCCCUCACGCGGCUCCUCUCACAGCUCUUUUCAAGGGACGCGGAGUAUUUGAAGGUUAGGGAGAUUGUGGAGUUGGUGUUGGGACAGACGAGGGUUGGGACGACUGUUAAGACUGCGGUGGAGGAGGGAGAGGAAGAGGGGGAUCCGUAUGCUUUGUUGAGUGUUUUGAAUUUGAAUGUGCAUUUGCAUGGGGGCAAUGCGGGUGUGCAGGCGGUUGUUGAGUAUGUCCUUGGGAAGGCGGCUGAGGCUGGGGGUGAGGCGGGGGUUGGGUUGUGUGAGGAGUUGAAGAGGCUUUUGAUGAAUGGGCAAGGGGAGAACGGGGGGAGACAUGUGGGAUUGGUGAUUUGUGAGAGGUUGGUUAAUAUGCCUGUGCAGGUUGUCCCGCCGAUGUAUAGGAUGUUGGUGGAUGAGAUUGAUGCUGCUUUGAGAGAUGGCGAACCGUAUAGGUUCAGUCAUCUGUUGUUUAUAUCCCGCGCGUAUCAUCUUUCGGAGGAAGAGGAGGCGAUGCUUGCGCAUUCAUCGACGACGAGGCGGCAACCGAAAUCGAAGAAAAUGCGGCAUGCGACGAGUGAACGGCAGCAGCAACAGGAGAGGCCGCGUGAUGGGGUGUAUUCGUUUCAUCCUGAGGAUGAUCUUAUAUCUCAGGUAUCCUCGCACACGCUAACGUACAAUUAUACCACACCUGCCCCGACGGAGAGGGGGAGGGAGGCGUUUGGGUUGGAUGUGCGGGGACGGAUGAUGUUGGUUCCGCUCGUUGACGCGAACGGAGAUGAGAAUGGGGCGUUGAGGAGGUUGGUGGAUAGGAUGGGGGAGGUGUAUUCUACGGGUUAA